Medioppia subpectinata is the source of this 700-nucleotide messenger RNA. NCBI's taxonomy places the organism in Eukaryota, Metazoa, Arthropoda, Arachnida, Sarcoptiformes, Oppiidae. The record is from the annotation of a GenBank genome assembly.
AGUGUAUUUCGAAGUCCUAUUUGUUUAAAGUUUUUGAAACUCGUCGACAAAAUCGCUAAUCAAUUGCCAGCGAAAAGUUGUCUUAAAAUUAAUAAUAAUUAUCACUCAAACGGGACGACGAAUGGCGUCAACCAUACGAAGAGUAAUCAAAAUAUUUUAUGAAUUUAAAAAUGCUGUACAAUUGCUGACAAAUUAUAAGAAACAAGUGUUUUUAGAGACCAUAACCGAUACCGUAAAUGAAAAACUCGAGCAAAUUUCGUUAAAUACUCGCAAAGAUAUCAAGUCAGUCGAUGAUAUUAUCGAAGUGCAAAGUUUUUGGGAAAGAUUAGAGAAUAGUUUUAAUGUUUUGCGUGAAAACGAGGACCGAAGUGAUAGCGUGUCCAACGAUUUCGUACAGACAUUAUUAUGGCUGGCCUUUGGUAUAGAGAAGUCUAUUUGUGAUAAUUACAAGAUUUCCGACAACUAUGAAAUUACUUUCGAUGUGUUCAAAGACUAUCUGUUGAAGAAUUUCAGAGAUUGUGUGGAAGAGAACGCCAGAGAGUUGUUGUCGACGGGAAGCGGUGUUCACAGCAAUAAUUAAUCGCAAUUUUAUUUUGAUUCAGUGGUUAAUAAAUCACUUUCAUUGAAGAAAACGGACACUAAUUGUCUUCCAUCUAAUGUGCGCUAAAUUCUGGGUUUAAUUGGCUUUUAUUUAAUGAAC